AUGGCCCUGAAACGGGCCCUGGCCACUCAUGGGCCCUAUGUGGUGGGCCAGAUCCUGAGCCUGAAGUUCGUGGACACUGUGUAUGAGGCCAGUGUUCUCUGGGGUGAUGCCUUCUGGAAGCACAUCCUGGACCUGGAAGAAGAGCAGAGCAUGGACGUGAUCCUGGUGGGCUCCAGUGAGCUGUCAUGUCCCCCAUCACCCCAGCAUAGCAGAGAUCUUAUUGUGUAUGAAGUCAGGGUUAAGCAGCGACCCAUAGAAGACAUCUGCAUCUGCUGCGGGAGUUUCCAGGUCUGGACGGAGCACCCUCUGUUUGAGGGAGGAAUGUGUGUGCCAUGUAAGGACAAGUUCCUAGAAUCUCUCUUCUUAUAUGAUGAUGAUGGGUACCAGUCCUACUGCUCCAUUUGCUGUUCGGGUGAGAUGCUGCUCAUCUGUGAAAACCCUGACUGCACCAGAUGCUACUGUUUCGAGUGUGUUGAUACACUGGUCAGCCCUGGGACCUCAGGGAGAGUUCACGCCAUGAGUAACUGGGUGUGCUUCCUAUGCCUGCCCUUCCCCAGCAAUGGACUGCUGCAGAGAAGGAAGAAGUGGCGGGCACGGCUGAAGGCCUUCCAUGACCAGGAGGCUACGAGUCCUUUUGAAAUGUAUAAGACUGUGCCUGCAUGGAAGAGAAAGCCUGUCCGGGUGCUGUCCCUUUUUGGAGACAUCCAGGAAGAGCUGGUGAGCUUAGGCUUUUUGGAAGGUGGUUCUGUUCAUGGACAACUGAAGCACCUGGAUGAUGUUACCAACAUAGUGAGGAGGGAUGUAGAAGAGUGGGGUCCUUUCAACCUCAUGUAUGGCUCAACACCACCACUUGGCCACACCUUUGAACGGCCUCCUGGGUGGUACCUAUUCCAGUUCCACCGUGUGCUACAGUAUGCACGGCCCAGGCUGGGCAGUGGACAGCCCUUCUUCUGGAUGUUUGUGGACAACCUGGUGCUGACUGCAGAUGACCGUGUUGUGGCGACCCGCUUCUUGGAGACUGAUACCGUGACCAUUCAGGACGUCUGCAACAGAGUCACCCGGAAUGCUGUGCACGUGUGGAGCAACAUUCCAGCUGUGAGGAGCAAGGACUCAGCUCUGGCUGCUGAAGAGGAAUUGUCCCUGCUGGUUCAGGACAAGCCCAGAGCCAGGCUUCCUGCCUUGAGCCCCGCUGCGCUGGUGAAAAACUGCUUUUUCCCCCUCCGAGAAUAUUUUAAGUAUUUUUCAACAAACUCACUUCCUCUCUAUAAAUGA
Molecule: messenger RNA, 1272 nt
Organism: Orycteropus afer afer
Lineage: Eukaryota; Metazoa; Chordata; Mammalia; Tubulidentata; Orycteropodidae
Gene: DNMT3L
Product: DNA methyltransferase 3 like
Exons: 12
Coding region: 1-1272 (423 amino acids)
Biological process (GO): negative regulation of transcription by RNA polymerase II
Cellular component (GO): nucleus
Molecular function (GO): DNA (cytosine-5-)-methyltransferase activity, acting on CpG substrates; DNA binding; enzyme activator activity
Source: RefSeq, a predicted model, not a curated record